AUGGCAUUAUUAGAGGGCUCUAAGUUUCCCGAAGGCAUAACAUUUCAGUAUAUUCCAAUCGACAUAUCAAAUGUGUCAGAAUUAAAUCCACUUAAAUGUGAAAUUCCAAUAAAAUUAGACAUGGAUAAAUUAUUGGAAUCAUUAUCCAAUCAACCUGAUAGAUACAUCCUUAUAGUUUCAAUAAGUGGCGCAUACACACCCACUUGUGGUUCCGAACAUGUGCCAAAAUUUUUAAGAAGUCUCCAUCAACUCAAGGCGAAGGAAGUUGGUGCUUUAAUAGUCAUAUCCAAUAACGAUCCAUUUGUAAUUUCAUCAUGGGGCAAACUUUUAUUAAAAGAACAUUUACAUGAUACAAAAGACAUUCCUCAAUUGAUUUUCGCAUAUGAUGUGAACUUAAGCUCAAAAAACGGUUUAACAAAUGAUAGUUCGGGAUUUGUAAGAAAUUCAAGAUAUGCAACUUUAAUUGAUUCUAAAACUAGGAAAAUAGUAUAUUUGGGAGUUGAAACUGAGAGGAAAGUUAGUGUUUCAGGUUAUGAGGCUGUAGCAGCUCGAUUAUAA
Lodderomyces pseudojiufengensis is the source of this 558-nucleotide messenger RNA. It is a transcript of the gene AHP2, whose product is annotated as Ahp2p. The coding region runs from base 1 to 558 and encodes 185 amino acids. Gene Ontology annotation, cellular component: mitochondrion; peroxisome; cytoplasm. The record is from RefSeq and is a predicted model, not a curated record. NCBI's taxonomy places the organism in Eukaryota, Fungi, Ascomycota, Pichiomycetes, Serinales, Debaryomycetaceae. The transcript has a single exon. Gene Ontology annotation, molecular function: thioredoxin peroxidase activity. Gene Ontology annotation, biological process: cellular response to oxidative stress; hydrogen peroxide catabolic process; cell redox homeostasis.